UAAUGGGAGGUUGCUGCAUAUAGGAAAACCACAGUGUAGUGAUACAGGGAUCCUGCAAAAACAUCGUCUUUCGGAUAUCAUAAAUUUAUGAAUGACUUCUCAUAUUCCAAAGGUCGGGAAGAAUUCUGAGCUUGAGUGUAUGAAUCGUAAUGAUCACGUCAUGUGGACCUAGUCUUCCCAAAUGGAUGGUUUGCCUACUCAAACAGCUGGGAUGAGGUUUAGGUAUAAGAGAGCCUUAUCGGCGAUAUCGAUCUGCUGUGGGAUUGGUUUUCUAUGGUGUAUGUACCAGUUUGCGACAAUACAAGAUUUAUCCAAAUACGAAAGAGCUGUAGGAGACAUCCGUAUGUUUGAUGUACCUGGACCGCAUUUCUUCCAAAGCAUCAACAGCAUAUCUGAUGUGUUACGUGUUCCCCAUUCUGCCAGAGAUUCAAAUCCUCAUCUCCUUCGAACUGCUCUACAGAGAUACAACGCUUACACACAACUUUCUGUAUCUGACCCUGACCAUUUCUUCUCUGUAAAUAACUCUAAAAUUGAAAUCCAAUUGGGUCCUUUCCAAGUUGGCGACACGCUGAAGGUUCGGAUAAUUUUAUACGAUAAUAUUGGGGCACCGAUAGCCACAGGAGGAGAUCACAUAAGAAUAUGGUUAAGGCAGAAAUCGACUAAGUCUAAUGUUAACGGGUAUACGAUAGACCAUGGUGAUGGAACGUAUACAGGAGUAUUGACCUUGCCUUGGGCAGGGUCACCAGAGGUUAUAGUAUCUAUGGGCAAUACAAGAGAGCACAUUGCAUUCUUUUUAAAUACCACCGAAACACAUGGACUACUCUAUGAAAUGAGUUCGCAAUUCAUCAGCUCAGAUGGAAAGCACAAGGAAGCCACAAAGUGCAGUCCAUUGUUUGAGGGACUUUCAGGCUGUCACGAAAGCUCCGGAUGCAAUUUGACUGAAAUAAAUUAUGGAAUACCGUGGUUCUGUUGUCAGCCAAAAUCGCGGCAUUUGGAUUGUAAUGAUAUGAAAAAAAUCAAGUGCUCUGAUGAAACGAACUUUUUGAAUACGGAUAUGAUAACAGUAUCUGAUGUACGACAUGUCAAAUUCCCUCCAAUAAAGAUUAAAGUCAGCGAGGGUAAGGUGAAUAGCCUGCAAUCGCCACCUGGCACGUGCUAUGAUCGACCCCGAGCUGACACGUGGGAAGAUUCCAUUCCUGCGGGUUACUAUUUCCACAACCAAUGGGUUAACCUCCAUUGUUCACCAAAGUUCCGGUCCGGAGAUUACAUAUCAUGUUUCAGAAAUAAACGAUUCGUUGUGCUUGGAGAUUCAAACAGUCGAGGAACAUUUGUCCAAUUGGUCACCAUGUCAGGAUCUACCUAUAACACCUCUGAAUACACAAAAGGAGACCGUUGGCAUAAGCUUCUUGAGGCGCAUAACAAAGACUUGAACUUAGAACUUAUGUGGGCUCCUCACAAUGCCCCCUUAUUUGUGAAAGAUUAUCAGGGACUUGACACCAUGCGGUCAGUAGGCAGCUGGUUAGACGAAAUAACGGCUGACCGGCCAAUAGUUGUGGUCAUUCACUUUUACUACCAUUUAACGAAAGCCACAAUCGCUGUGUAUAAAGCUAUGGUCAGAGACGCACGCAAGGCCUUGCUGAGGCUUUGGAAGAGAGCCCCGGACACAGCUGUCUUUAUCCAAGGUCCUCACUCAAUCACAUACACGUCUGUGCUGGAACCUCUCGACUACCUUCGUCGAUGUCACGGCCAAAUUUGGUAUGAAGAAUUCAAAGGACUACAUGAUAGAAUCGUCUAUCUUGACUGGUGGGAUAUGACGGUUUCUUCCGAAAACGUCGACGUUCAUCCUUCGGAGGACGUCCAGAUGGACUUAACAAGAGUUCUUGUAUCGUAUUUAUGUCCAAGUCAUUGAAACGCUUGUUGCUAGUUAUCAGUAUUUCUUUUUAUGUUAUCAUAGUCGCUGACACGUUUAUUUUUGUGAUCAUAAUUAUUAUUCGCUUAUUUUGGGUUGUCAUAAUCUCCUAUUCGUUGAUUUUUAUUUAUCGGGGUCACGGAUACGUUUGUUUCUAAUGAGCUAAUCGCUGAUACAUUUUUAAGGUUAUCCUUAUCGCCGACACGUGCGCUUCUCCUAAUCUUAAUACAUUUACCAUGGCCUUGUUGUUUUUAUAGUUAAACAUAUUUGGCUUACACAUAAUUUCUAAAACUGCCAAGCACGAUAGGAAAAUAUUGUUUUAAUAUCCAAUCAAAUUGCUUCCAUGCAGAUUUAUAAAUAUUAAAGCGACAAAGUACAAAUUUGGCUUCAUGAUCAAAUUUAUGUUUACACCUUUAACAAAAUCUCCCAACCCAAUGCUGUAUGUGAUGUCCAAUUAAUUAUAAAUACUAUUAACUCUGUGGUUGUUAAAGUUGUGAACUAAGCCAAUAAUGUGUCGGUUUGAGUAUUUCAAUGUAUUUUUUUAUUCAUAAUCGUAUGUAGUAUCAUCCAAAAUUGACGUCUUGCUGAGAGUACAAGAUCUUUUUAUAGUAUUCGUAUCGUAUUUAUGUAGAUGUGAGUGCAAUAUGACGAAUAUUAUGAAUAAAUAUA
Mizuhopecten yessoensis (Yesso scallop) is the source of this 2578-nucleotide messenger RNA. RefSeq names its product NXPE family member 3-like. The transcript is spliced from 5 exons. The coding region runs from base 182 to 1909 and encodes 575 amino acids. The record is from RefSeq and is a predicted model, not a curated record. NCBI's taxonomy places the organism in Eukaryota, Metazoa, Mollusca, Bivalvia, Pectinida, Pectinidae.